UCCCCGUCUCUGUACCUUGGCACCUGCGAAGAUAAAAAAACAGCAUAAAAUACUAUUUUGAACGUUGCACCGUCACUCAUGGAAAAAGGCGCAAAGGCGUAAGAAAAAUCGGCUUUAUUUUUGUUGUUUACAACAUCUAGGCGUUUUUUGGAAACCCGAAGAAGGUCAGGGUUGCUGGGGAAACGGCUGCAGCUCCGCGCGGUCGGCGUUCGCCGCAAUGUGGCCGCGCGCCUGCGACUCGGCGUGACCCCCCGCGCCCCGGGCCCCGCGCCCCGGCCCGGGCGGCGCGUAGCCCCCUCCUCCCGGCCCGCGCCGCGCGCACUGUUGUCCUUGAGCGAUUGGUUGGCUGGACCAGAAACAGCUGUGCAGAGCUGAGCCUGCAGAGGGGCUGUGGAUCUGAAUGCAGGCUGUCGGGCUGGGAGUGACUGACCCCGGGGCCUCGAGGGAGAGAGAGGACGAGUCGGAGCCGCCCCCGCCGCGCUCUCCCGGCGGCGUGGAACCAGGUGCCCGGGCGCUGGCGGCGGUCGGAGAAGCUCCGGGUUGGCGCCCCCUUCCCCCGGCUCUAGCUGCCUUCGGGGUUGGUGCAGGUGGGGGCCAGGCAGGGCACCGCGGAUUGCCCCGUCCCCACCGACCGGUUUCUCUUCCUUUCUGCGAGGGGGAGGCGCUAACCCUCAAAAAAAUGUAAAUAUCCAGGCGCUGACUCCGGGCUGGGGCACCAGCCGAGGUCCCAGCGCCCCCGCCGCCGCCGCCGGGUGUUUUGCAUGGAAAAUGAGAAGCCAGACAGGAUCGGUGCUCUUAACUUAAUACAGCUCGGCGAUUAGCAGGAGGCCGGGCAGCUUCCCGGCUCCCUGUCCAUCGAUAGCCUUUCUGCGCGCUCGCGCUCGCCGAGCCGCGGUGCGGCCGUGCCGGGUGUCGUCCGGCAGAUGCCGCAUCCUUGGCAGUCAUGGCUCCCGUCGCCGCCGCGGCCAGUAAGUAGGAGCAUGCAUGUGUAGGGGGGGCACAUGCGUGUCGGCGCGCGCGCGCACACUCACACACACGCACACACGCACGCACACCACCCCGAGCCUCGGAAGGAAGGAGGAAGACCGACGAGGCGCUGCAGUCGCGAGGACGACUCGGGCUCUUCGUGGAUUCGGCAGGAGCCGGCCUGGCGCAGCUGCUGACUGCAGAGCCUGCCCCGGAUCGUGGGCACACGCGCCCCCCACCCCCCGACCCGAGCCUCUGGAAUGAAGACUGCCUCCCGAGGACUGCAGGGGAGGCAGAGCCAGCCCGCGCCAGGGACUGCGGGCCGCGCGGCCGGUAGGCCCAGGGGGACACGACUUGGACGCUGUCAUCCCCACGCCUCGCUCUGAGUCGCCGGGUGCCGAGAGGGUCUGCCGCCGCCCCCUCCGGCUUCCCGGGCGCCCGAUCCCGGGUCAGCCCCGGAGGCCCCGGCUUCCUCAUUUGUUUGGGGCUUUUGUGCCGGGGGCUCACAGUUGGCUAAGCACUCCAGCGCUGAAUCGGGCCAUUGUCUGCGCUCCCAUUGCUUCCACGCUGCAAGUCUCGGCGCCCCCACCCCGCCCGCCCCGCUCCCCGCCUCCUCCUGGCCGGGGAGCCUCCUAACGUGCCUUUCCCCCCCUAGGAAUCUGGAAGCUAUAAGCCGGGCGGAUUGCAAAUGAAGUGUAAUGCAUUGUGGGACGUGUGUAAAAUCGGAGCCUUCGCCGUGGGGGGGUGUGGGGGCGUGGGGAGGGCCGGACCCGCCGCUGGCGGUGUAGACGCCGACGAGGAGGGGCUGGGAAAAUGCGCGCAGAGUCCGCCCGGGUCGUGCCCGCCGUAGACGGAUGAAGCCGCGCGCUGCGCCCCGGCGCUGAGGCCCGGAGGAUCGGGGGCGGCGGGUCGCCCUCUCCACCAUGAAGAAGACCCGGAGCACAACCUUGCGGCGCGCCUGGCCUAGCUCGGAUUUCUCGGACCGGGCCUCGGACCGCAUGAGGUCCCGCAGCGAAAAGGACUACCGCCUGCACAAGCGCUUCCCCGCGGCCUUCGCGCCCCAGGCUUCGCGGGGCUACAUGACAUCAGGUGAUGUAUCACCAAUCAGUAUGUCUCCCAUCAGUCAAUCUCAGUUUAUCCCACUCGGGGAAAUCCUUUGCUUGGCCAUUUCUGCAAUGAACUCAGCCAGAAAACCUGUCACCCAAGAAGCACUGAUGGAGCACCUGACCACCUGUUUCCCAGGUGUUCCCACCCCAAGCCAAGAAAUUCUCCGGCACACGCUGAACACGCUGGUCCGGGAGAGGAAGAUCUACCCGACUCCUGAUGGCUACUUCAUCGUCACCCCACAGACUUAUUUCAUAACUCCUUCCCUCAUAAGAACUAACAGUAAAUGGUACCAUCUGGACGAGAGGAUACCUGACCGGUCUCAGUGUACCUCUCCCCAGCCGGGGACCCUCACGCCCUCUGCCUCAGGCUGCGUCAGGGAAAGAACGUUGCCCAGGAACCACUGCGACUCCUGCCACUGCUGCAGGGAAGACGUGCAUGGCAUGCACGCGGCCACCCUGCAGAGGAAGCCCGCCAAGGACUGCAAAGACCCUUACUGCCCUCCUUCCUUCUGCCAGGUGCCAGCCACUGAAAAGAGCAAAAGUACUGUCAACUUCUCCUACAAAACGGAAACCCUGUCCAAACCGAAGGACGGCGAAAAGCAGUCCAAGAAAUUCGGGCUCAAGUUAUUCCGGCUCAGCUUUAAGAAGGACAAGACCAAGCAGCUAGCCAACUUCUCCGCCCAGUUUCCUCCUGAAGAGUGGCCCCUGCGAGACGAGGACACGCCGACCACCAUCCCUCGGGAGGUGGAGAUGGAGAUCAUCAGGCGUAUUAACCCGGACUUGACCGUGGAAAACGUCAUGCGGCACACUGCGCUGAUGAAGAAACUUGAAGAAGAGAAGGCGCACCGGAGUAAAGCUGGGUCCUCCGCCCAUCACAGUGGAAGAAGUAAAAAGAGCCGGACUCACCGCAAGUCCCACGGAAAGUCUCGGUCGCACAGCAAGACGCGAGUGUCCAAGGGAGACCCAUCCGAUGGUUCCCAUCUGGAUAUCCCGGGUGACAGGGAGUAUGAUUUUUGUGACCCUCUUACCAGGGCCCCCCGGGAGGGCUGCUUCAUCAUUGAACACAAAGGGGAUAACUUCAUCAUGCAUAGCAACCCGAACGUGAUCGAGUCUCAUUUCCCCAUGACCCCGGAAUGGGACGUGUCUGGGGAACUGGCCAAAAGGAGGACUGAGAUGCCUUUUCCUGAACCUUCCAGGGGAAGCUCCCACUCAAAAGUGCACCGAAGCCACAGCCAUACCCAGGACCGAAGGUCCAGGAACGAGAGAUCCAACAAGGCCAAGGAGAGGUCCAGAUCGAUGGAUAACUCCAAAGGCCCUCUGGGUGCUUCUUCUCUGGGGACGCCUGAAGACCUGGCCGAAGGCUGUAGCCAAGAUGACCAGACCCCCAGCCAAUCCUACAUUGACGACAGUACUUUAAGGCCUGCACAGACUGUCGGUCAUCAAAGGGCUCACAUUUCCUCCGCAAGCUAUAAAGAGGUGUGUAUUCCAGAAAUAGUCAGUGGCAGCAAGGAACCGCCCAGCGCUUGUAGCCUCUUGGAGCCAGGCAAAGCGCCCGAGAGUUUGCCAUCCUUUGGUGAACUCAACUCUUGUCCAACAAAGACGGCUGCAGAUGACUAUUUCCAGUGCAACACCUCCAGCGAAACGGUGCUCACGGCGCCGUCACCUCUGGGAAAGAACAAAGAGGACCAUGACACUCUGACCCUGGCGGAAGGAGUGAAAAAGCUGCCGCUGUCGGACAGGCAGGCCCCUCAUUCCUCCAGGGAGCCUGCGGGGCACAAGGAGGAGUCGCCAAAGGGGUCGGGCGGGGGCCCAGUCACUCCAGGCGCCGUAGUCGAAGGUCUUGCCAACGGACGCCUCAUCCAGCAUCACGGCGCCGAGCCCAGCACCCUGGACAAGAGGAAAGAGAUAUUCAGCAAAGACACACUGUUCAAACCUCUUCACAGCACCUUGUCUGUAAACAGCUAUCACAAAUCAACCCUGUCCCUCCUCAAAUCGCACCCGAAGACCCCUGCCGACACACUGCCAGGCCGAUGCGAGAAACCCGAGCCGUCCCUGGGGACCUCAGCCGCCCCCACCCUGCCGGCUUCCCAGCGUCAGCCGGAGUCCGUGGGGAACCAGGAGGCCUCUUUCGACUAUUACAACGUGUCUGAUGACGAUGAGUCUGAGGAAGGGGCCAACAAGAACGCGGAGGAGGAGAAAAACAGAGACGAUGUAGGGACCAUGCAGUGGCUCCUGGAGAGGGAGAAGGAAAGAGACUUGCAGAGGAAAUUUGAGAAGAACCUCACCCUGCUCGCCCCAAAGGAAGCCGAUAGCAGCAGCAACCAGAGGGCCACCCACUCGGCACGUCUAGACAGCAUGGACAGCAGCAGCAUCACGGUGGAUAGUGGAUUCAACUCCCCACGCACUCGGGAGAGCCUGGCUUCCAACACAUCAAGCAUUGUUGAAAGUAACCGUCGUCAGAACCCUACCUGGAGCCCGGCCCACGGUGGAGCUGGCCCGGCCUUCAGUUUCCGAGCAAGUACGGACCCCCCCACCAACGAAGCUGAGAAAUUACAGAAACCUUCCAACUGCUUGCAAGCUUCUGUUACUAGUGUGUGAUAGUCAUCCUGCCUCCGAUCUCCCGUCUCAUUCGAUACAGCCAAGUUUACGACACUGUGGCUGGUGUUUACAUCUUUGGAAAGACAAGCAUCUCAAUGGCAGUUUUUGUGUUGACUUAAACUGUGCUGCUAAGUAGGCUAGGGCAAAAAACAACAACCGAAAAAAUCUUUAUUUCAGAGUAUUGCUUUUCACAUUUAUGGCUCUGUAGCAACAAGAAUAGCAGUAGGGUGAUAUGUACACUUUUGCUUCACUAAUUGUAACUGAGCACACAUAUGGAAGUCUAGACACUGUAAGUGUAAUAUGCAUUUUCGAUGUCUUGCAGUUGCCAAGUCCAUUCUAAAAUGCCACAGAUGCGUGUUGCUCCCAGUCUGUGACCAGAUGGUGCCACAGAACUGAUCCUUGACACUUCCAAAAGAAAAAAAAAAAAAGAUAACUAAGCCACCACAAAAUGUCAAAUGCAAGGGUCUACCUUGAGGGAAAUUGAUGCCAAAAUGACUAAAAGGGACCCCAGCCCUUUGUGUGUGAAUCAUUGAGGCCCCAGUCAUUUUGCACUGUGAGUUUUUUUGACACGAUUUUGUAUAGGAGCCCACGGAAGUGUGUCAGAAGGGGUCGUGAUCCAAAUACUGGGAGUGUUUGUUUUCGGGAUUUUGUUUUUUAAGUGUCACAGAUGCUUGUCUGAUAUGUUUAACCUUCCAUCAUCACAAACAGGAAUAUAGGCCUUUGAUUCUGAAAUGGACAAAGGAAGGGUCCCCCAGCCUGGCUGGGGCACAGCGCUGAGCAAUGGGAGAGGUAAUGCGGACUUUUAAAAAGGUGUUCAUCAGAUAGUGAAGGAAGAGCAUUUCUUCCUUGUGAGACUUAAGGGUGAUGCUACCUUACUAUCAGAGAUAAAUGGUAAUUAGUUUGUUUAAAAGCAAAAUGUUCUUUGUGAUACAAAUGAAGACUAUGGCCUGGGGACGUUAUUCUUUCUAAUGGAAGGACAUAAAUCUAUUUUAUGUAGUUUUAAAUAGAAUGCCUAAAUUAGGCUGUGGGAGAUAAUUUUUAGUGGUUAUAGGAAAGAGCAAAUUUAGGGAGAGUUGAACUUCAGGCCUUUUAUUCCUGGGAAGAUAUCUAUAGAGAAAACUUUAAAAUACUUUUUCAUUAGAAAUAUACAUGUGCCCAUGUAAUUAACAACAGAAUGUGAUCAUUCUGCAAGUGUGGUGGAACCCUAACUGUACACCCCCUAAAUUUAUCAGAAUAACAAUUAUGCACACAUGAACUAUGCCAGAGUAAUGUUUACAGAUACUUUGUAACCAAUUUCAGGAGGCAUUUUUAGGUGGAUGUAUAGUAUAGUUUUUAGCCCAACUUAUUUCAGGAUGGUUUGUUAAUUACAUUUUGCUUUGGUUUACAGUGUCAUGAUGACUACAGAGAAGGUUCUCAGCAACAAAGGGAUUACAAAUAAUCAAGAUUCAGUUCUCUAGGGAAGAGAUGUCUCAAAAGUUCCCAUGUCUCAUCUUAGGAGAACCAUGGAAUAAAUCUGUAGAUAAUGGAAAUUUAUUCACAAAAGGAUUUCAUUUGAUACCAGUAAAUGGUCUGACCAAAAGUUUUAUUUAGCUGAGUGGCAUGUGAUGUUUGGAGCCAUAUACCACAAAAUAAAUACCCCAAAAUAAAUCUAAAAUAUUUUCACCUCGGAUUUCAGGAAUUGGCAUAAAUUGGCGAAACACUCCUGCUUCAGUAUUAGGUUGAGUCACUAGCCAUCUGUUUAAAGAGUAGAGUCUUUAAAUAGACACAGUUGGGCUGUUUCUUGAAACAUUUAGAGACUCUCUCAUGCUUUUUCAGAUAGCUGGAAGUUUCAUUGAGUCCAACUGGACUCGUCAAGUUUAGUAUAGUUUCCUUUCUUUGUGCUUAUAGUGAAACGUGAGCACGUUUCUUGGCAAACUCCCACACCUUUAAAAUGCUUCUGUCGUUGGCUUUCAAUCUCCUGCUUAAUUUCCUCCAAGGCAUGCCUUGAUUGCUCAGAAAUGCACUCUUGUCUCACUGCUUAAAUUUGUCCAGAAGGAAUGAUGACGUAUCCAAUAGACUAUACACAGAGUCUGUGUCCUUGGGGAGUUGUAUACCACACAGUUACUAAAUUCUUCUGUCUAAAUUCUCUUUUUCUCACCCCUAAACCUACCCUCCAGCGUGAAUCAUACAAUCAGUUCAUAAAUAAUAGAACCAUUGAAACAAUACAUCAGCCUCUAGUUGAUCCUCCUAAAGUAGCCAUUAGAAUAAUCAAAUACUGUGUGAACAGGAAAGAAAAGCAUUACCUUUAAAGAGAAGCUUUAAAAUAUGAAUUUAUCAAUAUUUCACAAGAAAUAGGUUUACAGAAGACAUUUGAAUAAAAUGUGUACACUCUUUGCCCGAUGCUAUGGGGUACAUGAUUUAGGGAAGAAAAAAACAAACAAACUCCCUUAGACCAGCAGCCAUUAGCAUAGAAACGAUGGACUUCAAGGAGGAUAUGGUGUGAGCAGACGUUCCAUGCAGAUACAUGCCCGUCUGAAUCGAAUUGGGAUGCCUGAAUGAAUGGGGGAGAAGAGGGAGCUGGAAGCACGUCACGAGUGUGACCCCAGAUGGUCUGCGGUGAUGUUCUCAGUAACCCGCUCCAAGCUUUGCCAGCUUCCUUUUCCUCUGGUGAAACGAUCGCUUUGUGGCCACGGCUGCUUACCUAGACUUCACUUAGAGUUUAUCAACUAAAAGGUUUACAAAACUGAAUCUGGUUGAAUCUCUGUGUAGUGAGUGUUCAACUUUAAAGGGUCAACCCAUCUGUCGGCAUUUUGCACACUUAUGUAUUAUUAUGAUACAGCAUAUUACUUUAUGGUAAUUUUUAUUUUUACAUAUAACUACCUCCAUAAAUUUGAUGAAGCGGCCGCAGUGCGUUCAAGUGUAUUGUUCGGAAAAGCAAAGUUGACAACGUUCUUAACCAUUAGGCCAUGGCAUUCUCUGUGUGUGUCAGUGGUUGCCUAUGUGGACUCGUGACUGUCUCAUUGCCAUGGUUUUUCUUUGAUGGCAUUAUCUCACUCUCAGCUGUAAACCCCGUCUCUCUUCUUUCCCACAGAAAGCACUUGAUUUUGUUAUGAAUGAAAAGUUUAAAUUUCUUGUCUCCCCCGCCCCUGCCCCCACCUCAUUCCUGCUAAGAGCUCUCUCUGGCCAAGAGCCAGUUGGUAAACAUAAUUUAGCAAGCUAUUUACUCCUAUGAAAAUCUGAUUUGAAUUCUAGGUUUUCGGUCAUAAGACACACCAGAAAUUUGGACUGUCGACUUUGAAGCACUUUGGGCCUCUCUGCCUUCACUUGCAUGCUACCGUGUCGAGCCCAGACUUCAUUGGAAUUAAAAGAGCUGUGCUUUGUUAUCCACAACUUCCGUUCCAUAAUUUGUAUUUCAUUUUAUAUAUUUUGCACAUCUCAGGGGACCUUCAUAAGCAUGUGAAGGGGGGGGGGGGUGCCAUCAAAUAGAGAAAACGGGAAAAGCUGAAAGAGGACUCGCUGGUGAAAGUAAUAAAUGACUGCUUCUCUGAUGUUGUGACGUUCAAGUUCAGGAAGCAUCCAGUGAAAGUUAAUCUGGAAUCACAACUAUCUGAACACCAGCUGUUCCUCAGUCUCCCUUUUUCAUAAUCCAACCAGCAUUUCUAAAAUGUAAGUUUAAAUUAUAUUGCAGUCACUAUGAGGAGGGGAAAAAAAAAAGAAACCUGUUCAGCAGCAAUGAAAGCAUGUUUGUUUUUUAGGUUGGCACAGCUUUGUAAAAUUCUACCCAGGACAAACCACUUAUCACCACAAAGUGUACUUGAAAAUAAAGUUUUUAACUUAAAUGAUAGGCGUAUUGCUCACCAUACAGUAGUGAUCUUGAUUUGAAAAGCCUCACAAUUUAUAACAUGGGCAGUGUUUGGAGCUUGAUUAAAAACCAACAACCUGUGAGCACUUCGCACAUUCAUUUGGGGAUCUCAAAGUGCUUCCAAAGCAUUCGGAUUCACAGUUCACAACGCAGGUCCUAUCUGUAAUACGCGUACUUGAACAAACAGGAGUGACAUAAGAUUACCCAGAAACACAGUGGCAGCUAUCAGUGAUCUAUUUUCUAUCUGUUUGAUAGACCAUCAUGAGAAAUCACGAAAUACAAUGCUAUUUUUCUGAUGUGUGCUAAUAAAGUCAAAGAAAACAAAUACAA
Cervus elaphus (red deer) is the source of this 8841-nucleotide messenger RNA. RefSeq names its product storkhead box 2 (gene STOX2). Gene Ontology annotation, molecular function: RNA polymerase II transcription regulatory region sequence-specific DNA binding; DNA-binding transcription activator activity, RNA polymerase II-specific. The record is from RefSeq and is a predicted model, not a curated record. Gene Ontology annotation, biological process: positive regulation of transcription by RNA polymerase II. Lineage: Eukaryota; Metazoa; Chordata; Mammalia; Artiodactyla; Cervidae. The transcript has 4 exons. Bases 1890 to 4670 code for a protein of 926 amino acids. Gene Ontology annotation, cellular component: cytoplasm; nucleus.